Molecule: messenger RNA, 855 nt
Organism: Penicillium cinerascens
Lineage: Eukaryota; Fungi; Ascomycota; Eurotiomycetes; Eurotiales; Aspergillaceae
Exons: 5
Coding region: 1-855 (284 amino acids)
Source: RefSeq, a predicted model, not a curated record
AUGCCAUCAACAUCGGAUUUUGAUCCUUCAAUUCACCUAGCCUAUCAGAAGCCAAAGAAAAUCCACACGCUUUCUGAUAUUAAGUUGGAGAAUUCUCCAAUUUCAGAGAUUGCCUCAACUAACCCAUUUCCCUUCCUUUCCGCCGAAGGUAUGCGGGCCUUCCGACGCGAGCUCUUCUCUAAGGAUAUAUUAGAUAAUUACAGCUACAAGACUCCCCCGCGUUUCGCGCCGUUCACCUACCAGUUCUGGACUUCACCUAAAGCUCUAGAAAUUGUAAGCAAUCUGGCCGGCGUGGAUCUCAUACCGGUUCUGGACCAGGAGAUCUGUCAUACCAAUAUGCAGCUAGGACCGGAAGGGCUUGAAGGUCACAGAGACUCAUAUCCGUUUAUUUGUGUUGUGAUGUUGUCAGACACGAGUACGAUGACGGACGGUGAAACGGAGAUGCAAAAGGGCGACGGAUCGACCGUCAAAGUUAGAUCCCCGGAAACAGGCGGAGCGGUUAUUCUACAGGGGCGAUAUAUAAGCCAUAUCGCUAUCCCCGCAGGAAACAUGCCCGAGCGCAUCACUCUUGUGACGUCGUUCCGGCCCCGGUCUCCCCUUCUGGUCGAUGAUUCGAGCCUUAUAAAUGUUCGGACUAAGUCCCUUCUACCGGAACUCUAUUACCAAUGGUCGCAUUAUCGACUACGUCUCCUAAGUGAACGGUUCAAGCACGAGGCGAAGUCCUUAGAGGAUUCUUACAGUCGUGCCGUUCAGAAGUGCGAUCUAGAGGGUAGACUAGGUCAUUGCACUAUCGAAACGAUUGACGUCGAAGCGCUAACGUGCUGGAUGAAAGAGCAGAUGCGCUAUAUACGCUAG